Messenger RNA from Macadamia integrifolia, 3362 nucleotides. Its product is annotated as glycine-rich RNA-binding protein RZ1C. Gene Ontology annotation, molecular function: RNA binding; zinc ion binding. The transcript is spliced from 3 exons. The record is from RefSeq and is a predicted model, not a curated record. Bases 2397 to 3134 code for a protein of 245 amino acids. Lineage: Eukaryota; Viridiplantae; Streptophyta; Magnoliopsida; Proteales; Proteaceae.
GGUUUUUUUGCAGAUGUCUGGGGGCGAAGAAAUGCGUAUUUUUGUCGGCGGUUUAUCCUGGGAUACCACGGAGCGGCAGCUCGAAGAUGCAUUCAGUCCCUUUGGGAAAGUUGUAGAAACUCAGAUGGAUUGUGUGAGAAAUAUUUGAUCAGUUGGAUUGCAUCGAGUUGAGAAGCUCGAUCAUUUGUGUGAUGCAAAUUAUGCGGAUAUUUCUUUUUUGAGAUUCACAAGACGGGAAGUAUCAGCUUCAACAGAUGAUAGCUAGUUUAUGUUUAGCAUUGAGUUCAUUGGAUGCAACAACGGUUAGAUGCUUGUUUCUGACAUGGUUGAAGUAUUGUCGGAAGAAUUCUUAUUUAUGAAAUGAGCUUUGGUUUGCAAUGUAUAGGAGGAAUUCAAUCAUAUGAACUUGAAUCUAAUUCAAUGCUUUCGGACAAGUUGAUCAACUUUCCAUAAUGAUGUAGCAAAUGUUGAGAAGAUGCAAGCUAUUUUAAACACUGUCUUAGCACGUGAUAGGCCGCCGUCUGGACCCAACAAUGAGGGAAUUGCAAAGUAUAAAUUGAAGAAACCAUUUAAACAUAUCUGUUGUGGCAAUGUCAUUUAGCUGUAUUUUGUUCACUUUUCAGACUUGUGAGGAAAGUCCUUUUUCUCAAGUAGAAUGCCAAUUACAUGUUAGUUUCGACAUCCCACUGAAACGCAGCAAUGAGAUGGUUUUGUUGAGAUGAACAAAAUCUGCAGCUGGAUGAUAUGCCAUUUUUUGUGGACACUGUGUAUAAUGUUCCAUUUCCACAGUUCAGGGCGGCUGUAUUAGUGGUUGAGAAUUGAAUUUGAUUCUCUAUCAUUUAUGGAGUCUUCUCAAAGAAAUUUAAUUAAUUAUGACAUGUUGAUUUGAACUGUAGAGAGCAUAUGCCUGAUGCCUGAUGCCUGAUGGCCUGAUGCCUGAUGCUUGAUAAACCUGUUAACUGAGCUUACCUGGAAAGUUCCAUUUUGAAAACUUUGUUUUCUUUGAGAAAUGUCACCUUUGUUGGCCCAAUACCCAAAGUUGUUGGGAUGUUCAGAUACUGAAUACAAAAGGAUGCAAGUCUGUCUGAAGCAGUGGCUUUUUGUCUUUUUUCUUUUAAUGAUUAUCGAUGGCAACUGUUUCUUUCUGCAAUUUCUUUCUGCCAUUGACGGCUUACUUCGUGGCAACAGCUACAGUUCCUGCUUUUCUGUCCCCUUACAAGCAAUCUGGUUUGUUAUGUACUUUGUACUAGAUUGAACUUUUGUAGGGGGGUUCUGGAACUACGAAGCUAAUAUUGCUCAAUGUCUGCACUGAGUCUGAUCGGGAAUGAUUGGUUAUUGCUGCCAGAAGUAGCAUGGUUACAAUGAUAUCAGUCCAGCCUCUGUUUUACUUGGCAAUAAAUUGUACUAUGAUAAUUCCAGAUCACUUUACCAAGCGUCCUUCCUUAUUGCUGGUGGAGCAUAUCUUAUGUUGCUUCAUGCUGUUUGCUAGUAUGCUGAUUGAACAAUUUCAGCAAUGAACCUGAGUUUUGUUCCUAGUUUUUGUUGUCGACAGAUGGGAGAGUUUGACAGAUAACCUUUUAUGAAUCAAUUUAGGUAAGAAGAGGUUUAAUUUAAGAUGAUAUAAUUAAGUAGGGCUGUUGUUUGAAGAGGAAGAGAACCAGAAACAGAUUCUUUGGCUCCAGUAAAUCUGUAAGAUGGUGUAUAUGUUGGAAUAGUGAUUAAAAUAUUGUGGUGGCAAAGGUUCAUCAUGGGACUUUUGUGAAUGGAUUCUUUUGUCACUCCCAAUAUUGAAAGAAUCCUGCAAAUUUUCUGUCUUUAAGGCUUGGGUGAUCCACAUGAUGGCACCAUUGGUUGAAACAGUCGCCAUAAAGUCAGUGUUGAGGCUUAGUAUGGUGGUUUUUUCUGCAUUGAUAUCAUGGAUUUGAGAGAUUAGAAAUCCAAUUUCAGGAGUGCUUGCCAGUCAGGUUUAUUAGUUGGAGGGAAGUAAUUUGGUUAUACACGUGCAAUAAUGUCUAAUUGAUCUCUUGUUCUGCGGCUGAUUCUUCAAAAUUCUAUCAUUCUGGUCCGUAUGAUCAUGUUGCGUGGGACAAUUGGAUCUCAUGGGAACAGUUGUCCAUGUCUUACUGCAUUACAGCCGUAGUGGGAGAGGAAAGGGUUGCAACAGAGUCGCAUUGAUGAAAGUAGUUCUGAUUUUGGUUUGUAGAUCAGAUUAACUGGCAAUUUGAAUAUUGUUGGAGAGAUGAAAUACAUUUGAGUGUUCGGUGCUGUGUGACCCUUUUGUUUUUAUUACAUUGGAGUUCAUAUACAUGAAUUCAUUGGAGAGUUGAGAUCAAAGUUUUAUGUAUCAUGGUGGAAGACAGACCUUUUCAGUUUUGCAGAUCCAGCUAUUUUGAAUCAUGUUGGAAAGAGAUACAGGGCGUCCUCGUGGAUUUGGAUUUGUGACCUUUUCAGAUCAUCGGGCGAUGGAAGAUGCAAUCAGAGAGAUGCAUGGAAGUGAGCUUGGAGGUCGUGCCAUUUCAGUGAACAAGGCCCAGCCCAAGAUGGCCAGUGAUGAUACUGGGUAUGGCUAUGGUGGAGGCUACUCAUCUGGCAGCAGGAGCAGUUACGGGGGUGGAGAUAGAGGUGGAGAUAGGGGUGGAGGACGAUCUGACUGCUUCAAGUGUGGGCGCCCAGGGCAUUGGGCACGGGAUUGUCCUGCAGCUGCUGCUGGUGGUGGUGGCGGCGGCCGAUUCUCUUCACGUUCUAAGUUUGGUGGUGGCCGUGGGGAUCGCUUUGGAGGAGAUCGUUUUGGUGAUCGCUACAUGGAUGAUCGCUAUGAUGGUGGACGCUAUGGAGACAGGGGACGCUUUGACAGCAAAGACAGAUACGGGGGACGUGAUCGCUAUGCCAGUGACAGGUACCCUUCUGGUGGGGAUCGCUUUGCUGGUGAUCAGUAUGGGGGUUCAGACCGAUUCCCACAUAAUGGAUAUGGGAAAGACAGGAGUUUUGAUAGGGAUGGUGGCCCAAGGGGAGGUAGUGACAGGUAUGGAAGCGGAGGCCCGGCAAGGUUUUCUGGAGGAGGCUACCGGGAAAGGUCAGGUCCAUAUGACCGGCCUGCCCGUGGAGGGCGGCCAUCUUCCUAUGAACGCUACUGAGGUGGUGUUGCAUUUGUUGGAGACUAUUUAAAUGCCUGUAUCUAUGUUGGUGACUCUUUCAUUUCAGAUGGGAUGCAACCCCCUGCACCCCCUUCCCUUUUUUUUUUUCUGCCCUUUUCUUUGCCAUCUUUUUAGUUCCUCAGGUUUUAAUAUUAGAAUCUAGUUACUUGAACAGGAUUCAUGAAGUUUAAUGCAUAUUUGAGGAGUGCAUGUUGUUUCUCAUCUAAA